Molecule: messenger RNA, 2764 nt
Organism: Malus domestica (apple)
Lineage: Eukaryota; Viridiplantae; Streptophyta; Magnoliopsida; Rosales; Rosaceae
Product: probable splicing factor 3A subunit 1
Biological process (GO): mRNA cis splicing, via spliceosome; regulation of alternative mRNA splicing, via spliceosome
Cellular component (GO): U2-type prespliceosome; catalytic step 2 spliceosome; U2 snRNP
Molecular function (GO): RNA binding; protein binding
Source: RefSeq, a predicted model, not a curated record
AAUAAACACGGUUAUUGCACUGCAUAUUUCGUUCGCAUAAACCCGCUCAUUCAUCCUCUCUCACACACACAGAGUAGGGCUUCGAAACCCUAGAAGAGGUGGAAUCAUCUGGUUAGAACCCUAAGGGAAAAUGAUAGGGUCCAUUUUGCCCUUACCGGCUCCUCCUUCUGAUGGAGACCUUGGGCCUCUUCCGGAAUCCCAAGUGACUGAACUUAGUCAGGAUGAGAACCAAUUGAACGAGGAGCUGAGCAAAGCCAACUCUACUUCAGUUGCAACGCAUACCAGGGCUAUUGGUAUCAUACAUCCUCCUCCAGACAUUAGAAACAUUGUUGACAAAACUGCCCAAUUUGUGGCAAAGAAUGGACCAGAGUUUGAGAAAAGGAUUAUGGCUAAUAAUACCGGAAAUGCAAAGUUCAGUUUCUUGAUUUCGACAGAUCCCUACCAUGCAUAUUAUCAGCAUCGGUUGUCUGAAUUCCGUGCCCUGAAUCAGUCUUCUGGACAGCAACCAUCUACACAGCCUGCAGAUUCUGCUUCACCUGAGUCUGCCCCACCAGCUCCAGCUGCAGAUGGUGAAGCAGGAGCCCCAAAGCCUGAUCCCUCUGCCCAGUUUAGACCUGUUCGCAAAGUGCUCGAACCACCACAAGCUGAGGAGUAUACUGUUCGUCUUCCUGAAGGUAUUACCGGGGAAGAGUUGGAUAUUAUUAAGCUCACAGCGCAGUUUGCAGCUCGAAAUGGGAAAACAUUUUUGCAAGGAUUGACAAGCAGGGAAAUGAAUAACCACCAGUUCCAUUUUCUGAAGCCUAUGCAUAGCAUGUUCACAUUUUUCACUUCUCUGGCUGAUGCAUAUUCUAAGGUGUUGAUGCCUCCGGAGAAUUUGCAAGAUAAGCUUAAGAAAAGUGUUGCAGACAUGACAACUGUGCUCGAAAGGUGUGUCCAUCGACUGGAGUGGGAGCGUUCACAAGAGCAGGCAAGACAGAAGGCUGAAGAUGAGAUUGAGCAGGAAAGAAUACAAAUGGCUAUGAUUGAUUGGCAUGACUUUGUUGUGGUUGAAACAAUAGACUUUGCAGAUGAUGAGGAUGAGGAUUUACCUCCUCCGAUGACCCUUGAGGAGGUUAUUAGGAGAAGCAAGGUCGCUGAUAUGGAAGAGGACAUUGUUGAGCCUGGUAAGGAGGUGGAAAUGGAAAUGGAUGAAGAAGAGAUGCAGCUUGUUGAAGAGGGCUUGAGGACAGCCAGACUUGAAGAGAAUGAUGAUGAAAAGAGGAACGAGAAUAUGGUGACAGAGGAUCCAGAACCACCAAUGAGAAUUGUGAAGAACUGGAAGAGACCUGAGGACAGGAUCCCUGCCGAAAGAGACCCAACAAAGUAUGUCAUUUCCCCAAUCACUGGAGAGCUCAUACCUAUCAAUGAGAUGUCUGAACACAUGAGGAUUUCUCUCAUUGAUCCAAAAUACAAAGAGCAAAAGGAAAGGAUGUUUGCUAAGAUUCGGGAGACUACUCUUGCUCAAGAUGAUGAAAUCUCAAGAAACAUUGUGGGCCUUGCACGAACCCGUCCUGAUAUUUUUGGUACCACAGAGGAAGAAGUGUCUAAUGCUGUCAAGGCUGAGAUUGAGAAAAAGAAAGAUGAGCAACCAAAGCAGGUCAUCUGGGAUGGUCACACUGGAAGUAUUGGCCGCACAGCAAAUCAAGCAAUGUCGCAGAAUAUCAAUGGAGAGGACCAAAAUGAUGGUCUUAACAAUGAUGCUAGGAACCUUCCUGGUCCUGCAGCUCCUCCUCCAAAACCUGGUGUGCCUUCAAUUCGUCCUCUUCCUCCACCACCUGGUCUUGCCUUGAAUCUACCUCGUCCUCCAAACACAGUCCAGUAUUCUGCUCCAACUAGCGGCGGUCUCCCUGCACCUCCACCAAGGCCCCCGGUUGUCCAAUAUCAAUCAAUUCGACCACCUGGACCCCCAAUGCCCAUGAGUUCUGGACAGCAGUCCCUUAUGCUCAACCGACCACCUCCUAUGCACCCAUCCAUGUCUAUGAAUGCACCUGCUAUUUCUGUACCACCUCCACCUGGUUCUCAGUUUACACCAAUGCAAGUUCCCCGACCUUAUAUGCCUCUUCCUGUUCCUCCACCUACAAUGCAAAUGAUGCCACCCCCACCUUUGCCUCAAGGAAUGCCACCACCACCACCUGAAGAAGCUCCUCCACCGCUUCCAGAAGAACCUGAGCCAAAGCGGCAGAAGCUUGAUGAUUCUAUGCUUAUUCCAGAAGAUCAGUUUCUGGCACAGCAUCCGGGACCUGUUCGCAUCACAGUAUCUGUGCCCAAUGUUGAUGAAGGUAAUCUAAAGGGACAACUUUUGGAGAUCUUGGUGCAGUCUUUAUCAGAAACUGUUGGUAGUUUGAAAGAGAAAAUUUCUGGGGAGAUCCAGCUUCCAGCAAACAAACAGAAGUUGAGUGGAAAACCUGGUUUUCUCAAGGACAACAUGUCACUUGCAUAUUACAAUGUUGGAGCAGCUGAAACACUUACUCUUUCAUUAAGGGAGCGUGGUGGAAGAAAGAGAUGAAAAUAUUAUCUGACCGAGCGAUUAAGGUUUUUGCUGUAAUUUUCUAGUUACCAUAAGAAUGCGCAAUUUAUCAUGUGGGGUUGUUUUAUUCUACUUUCUUUGAUUUUACAUGGGAGAUCAUAUGUUCGUUUUGUAUUGAUACAAUGAUUUUGCUCUGACAUAUUAUUGUUGUCUUUAAACUGAUUGCUAGUGUCUCAUCUACUACAGAUUUGGUGCCUC